Penicilliopsis zonata CBS 506.65 is the source of this 981-nucleotide messenger RNA. RefSeq lists its product as hypothetical. The record is from RefSeq and is a predicted model, not a curated record. Gene Ontology annotation, biological process: mitochondrial L-ornithine transmembrane transport. Gene Ontology annotation, molecular function: L-ornithine transmembrane transporter activity. Lineage: Eukaryota; Fungi; Ascomycota; Eurotiomycetes; Eurotiales; Aspergillaceae. Bases 1 to 981 code for a protein of 326 amino acids. The transcript is spliced from 2 exons.
AUGGCGGCCCUCGAUCAUGCUAUAACACUUAGCGAUGAAAGGCCAAUGGACCUUCCAUCUAUUCCUUCUAAUCAAGGCACCGAGGCCUUCAAAGACAUUGUCUUUGGAUCAGCCGCCGGAAUGGCCGGAAAGCUGAUCGAAUACCCUUUCGACACGGUGAAGGUUCGAUUACAGUCACAGCCAGAUCACCUUCCUCUUCGAUAUCGGGGGCCAUUGGAUUGCCUUCGGCAGUCUCUCCAAGCCGACGGCAUCGGCGGUCUUUAUCGGGGGAUCAGUGCUCCCCUAACUGGAGCCGCGGUCGAAACAAGCAGCCUAUUUUUCAGCUAUCGCCUUCUUCAAGACGUGCUGAAAGCUUCUGUUUAUUCGCCUCUGGAACCAUUGCCCUUCUCUGCACUCUUGGCAUGUGGUGCUGCGUCUGGGUCGUUCACCUCACUUCUCCUCACUCCCAUCGAACUCAUAAAAUGCAAGAUGCAAGUCCCGGUCGAGUUUACGGGCCAGCCACGCCCUGGCGCCCUGGCGCUUAUCGUUUCUGUCUUCCGGCAUGAUGGUCUGCUUGGGUUCUGGCGGGGCCAGAUGGGUACUUUCAUCCGUGAGACAGGCGGUGGCGCAGCCUGGUUUGGAGGGUAUGAAGGCGUCUCUGCUCUCUUCCGCAAGUACUCGGCUUCGUCGGCGCAAGAUGGGCUGGAACAGGAAGCACUCCCAAUCUAUCAAAGAAUGAUUGCCGGUGCUGCCGCUGGAGUCAGCUACAACUUCCUGUUCUACCCGGCAGACACAAUCAAGUCUCGCAUGCAGACCGAGGACAUUCUCCUUACCGCCGCUCGUGGACAGCGCCAGACUUUCUGGAUGGUGGCAAGGUCCUUAUGGAGACAACAAGGCCUGAAAGGACUAUAUCGAGGAUGCGGCAUUACCGUCGCACGGUCUGCGCCCAGCUCUGCUUUCAUCUUCUCCAUCUAUGAAUCACUACGACAAUAUUUUGGAUGA